AGUCCGAGAGGGGCAAGGCUGGCUGCGGCUCAAGUGCCUCGUAGCACGGAAGCGUGAGCGCGCCGGUCUUGCCGUACUUCCAGCGGCGGGUCUGCGCAGCCGUCCGGAGCUCCCUUAGCCUACGCCCCUCCCACCCUAUCACCACCCUUACUUCUGACUUUCAAUUGCCCCGGCGCUUUAAGGCUCGCCGCUAGUCUCUUUCCUCUGCUGACUUGUAUGCAGCAGCUUCUUGAGAGUAACUACAAAAGAAAAGCCAAAAGAGAAGCUAUUGCAACAUGAGAGCCUACUAGCCAAUUGUUUUUCUGGCCUAUAAGCAAAAGAGCUUUCUCGAAGCAAGGAAUAUAGUAAUCCCUGGCCCUCUUUUUCUUCUCAAUGCCUCAACUUCUACCCAGCAACAGACGUCCUGAUCCCGCCUUUCUUCUUUGUUAUUGGCCAACUUGAAUCGUCAUCUGCCGUUCUGAUUGGUCAUCCGUGAUGGUCCGGAUUUUUCCAAUUGGCCGAACCACCAGCGGAUUUUUUUUUUUUUUUCCGGGUUAGUCCGCUGGGGAGGCGGGGUCAUUUCUGCGGGAUUAUUUUUUUUCCGGCGCCGUUUCUGAUUGGGCGGUGUGGUACAAAGCGCGCGACCCGUUAGGCACCAAACUGUCAGGAGGUCCGACCCUUUCCUCUCCGUGCUCCCGCCCGUAAACCGAAGCCCUGGAGGAGACUUCCGGACUUGAGCAUCUGCAGAGGACGAGGAACUGGCAGCGGCGCCUGGUGGGCUUGCAACGGGGGUGCUUUUCCUGCAUUUCUGGAGAUUGAAAAACUGCAGAGAGGAGAGGUGUGGCUCUAGUAAAAACAAGCAAAGCUCACGUCCCAAGCGCUGGGGCCUCCUGGAGAAGGGUAAUUUCCUUCCUGCCUUCUUAAGUCGGCUACCAGAAUCAGUUAUUUUGCUCCCAACCCCAGAGCUUUAGUUGCUCUUUCACUUCCAAAUUCCACAAGAGCACUGGGCGACAGAGUUAUGGAGAAGCGCCUGCAGGAGGCCCAGCUAUACAAGGAGGAAGGGAACCAGCGCUACCGGGAAGGGAAGUACCGAGAUGCUGUGAGUAGGUACCAUCGAGCUCUGCUUCAGCUGCGGGGUCUGGAUCCAAGUCUGCCCUCCCCGAUACCUAACCUAGGGCCUCAGGGCCCGGUUCUCACACCCGAACAAGAAAACAUACUGCAAACCACCCAGACAGACUGCUACAACAAUCUAGCUGCCUGUCUCCUUCAGAUGGAGCCAGUAAACUAUGAACGAGUGAGAGAAUACAGUCAGAAAGUCCUGGAACGACAGCCUGAUAAUGCCAAGGCCUUAUAUCGGGCUGGAGUAGCCUUUUUCCAUCUGCAGGACUAUGACCAAGCUCGACACUACCUCUUGGCGGCUGUCAAUAGGCAGCCUAAAGAUGCCAAUGUCCGGCGGUAUCUCCAGCUGACACAGUCUGAACUCAGCAGCUACCACAGGAAAGAGAAGCAGCUCUACCUGGGCAUGUUUGGUUAACGAAGAAGAAAGAUGCUCCUUCACUUGAAGUUAGGUGGACUGUUGGCACCCAUCAAGGGGAAACCUGAGCCUCAGCAAGAGAAAUUAACCCUAUACCUAUACCUCUGACCCAGGUGGAUUUCUGUUUUGUUUCCAGUUCUGCAAACUCUUUACUACUUACACAGUCUGUGUCUCUUUUUGUCUGUCAAUCUAUAUAUUUGUAUAGCUUUCAAUAGAUGUUGGGGCUAUUUGCCUUGAAAUACAAUCAGAAAACAUUAA
This is a messenger RNA of Lemur catta (Ring-tailed lemur), 1771 nucleotides long. It is a transcript of the gene TTC9C, whose product is annotated as tetratricopeptide repeat domain 9C. The record is from RefSeq and is a predicted model, not a curated record. The transcript is spliced from 4 exons. Bases 998 to 1513 code for a protein of 171 amino acids. NCBI's taxonomy places the organism in Eukaryota, Metazoa, Chordata, Mammalia, Primates, Lemuridae. Gene Ontology annotation, molecular function: protein binding.